Molecule: messenger RNA, 2796 nt
Organism: Symbiodinium necroappetens
Lineage: Eukaryota; Dinophyceae; Suessiales; Symbiodiniaceae
Source: the annotation of a GenBank genome assembly
AUGCUCGAAGCCGAGCUGCCGGGUGGCACUUUGGGAUAUGUUGCGGAUGUGUUCGAAUUGGCUCUAAUUUCCCUUAUGAUGGACCUACUGCUGCUGCGGUUUUGCCAGACGGCGCAGGAGGGCUUGAAGAACGGCAACUACGAAUGGCUCACACACGUCAGAGAUGUGAAUGCCACCAAGAUGGCCCGAAGAGUCAUGCACGCUCUGAGAUGGGGAAAGCAAGACGCAUCACACGGACUGCUCUUCACGAAAAAAAUCUUCUACGACCGGAAUUCCACCUUGCUUCUGUGGAGCGGGGUCCCUGCUUCAGCGCGCAAAAAAUGGUGCACAUCAUUGAAUGCGUACAUGUUGGAAUCUGGGGACAAUGACGAUAUCCAGACACCCUUCGGCAGCAUUCUGGAGAGGAUCAGGAGCGAGGACUCUGAUGAACAGCUCUUGCAAGGGUGCGAGUGGCCUGAGCAGGAGCCAAUCUGGCAAGCAGCUUCAGAUGCCGUCGUCUGGCGAAGCGGAGAUUCUUUGGUGCGCUUUCUGGUGAACAAACCCUUGAGCGGUCACGGAACUGUGCGGGAGAGCAUCUUCUUCCGUGCCGAGCUCCCCACGCUCGCUAGGUAUCCGCCCACUGAGGGCUUUCGGGUGCUCAACGAACACCCUGUCGUCAAGUGCCACCACCUCAUGCCUGUUCUUAGAAACAAAAUUGAAAGUAACGGGCUUCUGGAUGACUGGCGCAAGGUGAAGACCUUCUCGUGUGUAGACGUUUUGACCUGGCAGCAGUCACCCAUGAACCUCACAGAAUCGGAGUGCAAGCUUCUGGACAGCAGGGCGACUGAGUUUUUGAAGCCAGGGGAGCAGCUGGAGCCGGAGUGUAGCACGAGGUUCUUCACCUUGGAAGGAUAUAAGAGCUGCCGUGACAGGGGCCAUAUCGAUUUCGAUAGCUUUCAGACGGUAGCACAUAUGCUGCCACCUGAAUACAUUCCGGAUAUUACGAGCUUGAGGCUGCCCAUGCUGUCGACGAGCAUUGAGCAGCUGCCGGUUAUGCUGCCGGACAUUGUGGACAUGUUCGAUUCCUCUAUAUCACUGGAACUGUGCCUUUGGAACUCUCUUGAAACAGCGCUGGUAUCCCGACGCCAGCAAGCCGAGAAAGUUCUUAAAAAGAGCUUUCUGCCGAGAGAGUUGCAGGCCGCCUGCCGGCAAGGAGCGGGAAAAUUGCUGUCAGGGCUCCUUAAGGCUCUGGACGACUCUCAAGCAUAUGUCCGCCAAGCUGCUGCUGAAGCCUUGGGGUCCAUGGGCAAAGGGGCGGAAGAAGCUGUGCCGAAGCUCUGGGCUUUAAGCUUGAACUUCUCUGAGGAUGCUCAAGUCCAGACGCAGGCCGCCAAAGCUUUGGGGCCCAUCGGCAACGCAACCAAAGCAGUGCUGCCGAUGCUCGUGAAGUCUUUGCACGACUCUAAUCCGGAAGUCCGCAAACGUGCCGCUCAAGAAGCCGUACCGGAGCUAUUGCAGACAUCCUUGAUCUACUCUAACACCGCCGCUGAGGCAGUGGGGUCUAUCGGCAGAGAGGCAAAAGCAGCAGUGCUGCCGGAGCUCCUGAAGGCUUUAAACGACUCUCGUGCUAAUGUCCGCCAACGUGCCUCUAAAGCAUUGUGGUUCAUAGGCGAAGCGGCAAAAGAGGCCGUGCCGGAGCUCACGAAGGCACUGAACGACUCUGAUUUUGAUGUCCGCUGCUAUGCCGCCCGCACAUUGGCCUCCAUCGGCAGAGGGGCAAAAGAAGCCGUGCCGAAGCUCAUGAUGACACUGAACGACUCUGAAUUUGGGGGAGAAAUUGAUCCUUCGGUCCGUAUUGCUGCCGCUGAGGCCUUGGGGGCCAUUGGCAAAGAGGCAAAAGAAGCCGUGCCGGAGCUCGCGAAGGCAUUGGAUGACUGGCAUAUGGAGGUCCGCGCAGCUGCUUGUUCAGCAUUAAAACCCAUGGGUAAAGAGGCACAAGAAGCUGUGCCUCAGCUCCGGAAAGCUUUGUACGACGGGAGGUGGUGGGUUCAAAUGCAUGCCGCUGACGCAUUGGGGGCCAUCGGCAAAGAGGCCAAGGAAGCCGUGCUGCCGGAGCUCCGGAAAGCUUUGUGCGACUCUGGUGCUCAUGGUGGUGUCAGAGUACAUGCUGCUGCAGCAUUAAGGCACAUCGGCAAAAAGGCAAAAGAAGCCGUGCCGGAGCUCAUGAAGGCAUUGUACGACUCAGAAGCAUUGGUUCGUGAAGCUGCUGCUGAAGCAUUAGGUUCCAUGGGUAGAGAGGCAAAAGAAGCCGUGCCGGAGCUCAUGAAGGCAUUGUACGACUCAGAUUCAUUGGUUCGUCGAGCCGCUACUGAAGCAUUAGGUUCCAUGGGCAGAGAGGCAAAAGAGGCAGUGCCGGAGCUCAUGAAGGCAUUGUACGACUCUGAUUUUUGGGUACGUAGAGGUGCCGCUGACGCCUUGGGCUCCAUGGGCAAGGAGGCAACAGAAGCCGUAGCGGAGCUCAUGAAGAAACUGAAGGAUUCUGAUUCUCGGGUACGUAGAGCUGCCGCUGAGGCCUUGGGGUCCAUGGGCAAAGAGGCAGCAGAAGCCGUGCCGAAGCUAGCGAAGGCUUUGGACGACGUUGAGGCUGAGGUCCGCUAUCGUGCCGCUGACGCACUGGGAUCCAUAGGAAAAGGAGCAACUGAAGCUGUGCAAAAGCUCCGGAGAGCUGCAGGCGACAGUGAUAGGAGAGUCCGCCAGUCUGCCCUAUCAGCUUUGACAAAGCUCCAGGGUAAGGUGCUGCUAGCAUCACUCGGCUGA